Molecule: messenger RNA, 2046 nt
Organism: Blastomyces dermatitidis ER-3
Lineage: Eukaryota; Fungi; Ascomycota; Eurotiomycetes; Onygenales; Ajellomycetaceae
Exons: 2
Coding region: 547-984 (145 amino acids)
Source: RefSeq, a predicted model, not a curated record
UAUCCACAAAAUGCUUUGGCCCCGGGUUCCAAGGCUGGGCUUGUUAGCUCGGUAGGAGUUUCGUUAAAAUUGCUGGUCUGAGAUACGUGCGUCUGUACACAUUUCCGGUGUUUCGUCUGGUUUAAACUCAAACAGAGCAUUGACGGCAAAAUUGCCAAUUAGGACGCCGAUCACUAUCGUUGUGCUCCAGCAUUCUGCAUAUCCUUGAGAAAUGAUUUGGUAGCUAAUCAUCUUGCUGCUUACUGCAUCCGCUAGAUAUGUGUCCCAGUGCUUACCUCAUACUGCUGGAGAGAGAAAAGCGUGUAGUUAUGUAUGCUGGAACGGUUAACUACCGAUUGAUGCUGGUGGUGAGCUGCUCUGCUGGGAUACCACUCGACUUCUCCCGAAAUGAAGAUAAGGAGGGAGGGAUGAGAGAAAAAAGGGAGAGGGUCGGGUGAUGGUCGCCUUGGAAUAGCGUCCGCAACGCCGAUGAUUUUGACCGGGGCUUCGGGAUACUAGAGGAUUGCUGUCAAAAGCGCUCACCGCUGGAAAUAACCGCCGUGACGCAUGGAAAUUGGGGCUAUUUUAAGAGGAUCUCUACUUGAAUACCCCAAGUUCAGCCCUACGCCAAGGGGAAGUGAUAAAUGUUGCCAAUCACAAUUCAGCAUUCUGCCAGGCAAAAAUGACCAGCAACUUCGCGAUUCGCUUUUGCAUGCUCCUACUGGCCAAUAUCUUCCCGAGGCCGAUGCUGCGCCUGACUCUAUGGGGUUAGUUUCUGCCCAACUAACCCUCACGCCAAACGGGAAGAUAGGACUCGCGAUCAUUCGAAGUGAACAGUUCGAAAGACUAAAAACCUUUCUUCCAUGCAUUCUGAUUACCACGGCAGAAAUAAUAAUAGCACGAAAGAGAACGAUUUGCGGUGGGAAUGCGGAGCGGAUCAGCUGGUGCAUUUUCUUUAGUCCUCAUAUUCAUCCCAGCGGAUUAUUCACGCUGCACGCCAGGUAGUUGUCAAGGGCUUUUCAACAGUGGGAGGCAAACAAACAAGUUCCAUAAAAGCAAGCAAGGGAGACAAACGAGGGCUCACAUUCAAUUCCUGGAGUUCGAGUCUACCCAGGUCAGCUAGGAAAAGGCGGCCGACACCUCUCCGGAAUGGCGAUACGAUGCAGAGUGGCAACAGGCAAGCGGUGCUAGCCUUGUUGGACUGCCAAAUCACCUCCUGGCGUGGUCGAUGAUAGAAGACUCAUGAGAUUUAUGACCGUCCCGAAAUCACAAGAGAAACUUCCCGCCGCCCUUUUUAUCCCCAGAAUUGUGUGGAUAUCUCUGCCAAUAAAUAUCCAUUAAACUAUUAUCUCAACCAAUAGUCGUGCACCGCGCCGAUACUCUGAAAGAGGGAAAUGGAGGGGAAACGGAGGAGUGUCAUUCGCGUUUUUCAGGAUGGAUCGAAAUCAAUCCGAUCUAAUCUGUAGUUUUAGCUUGGUCGUCAUUGUAACUACCGGCCAAGUAAAAGGAGUUAUAGUUAACAAAAUAAUGAAAUGUCCAAGGUUCAGCUAGGGAUUCACCCCCUGUUGACUUUUCCGGUGUGUUUCCGUGUACAGAGAGGAUUCCCCUCUAUAGGCCCAUGUUGAUGGAACUGAAAGCUUGUCUCAAGGCGGGCAUUGCGCACCUCGAGACCGCGCAGCUAAACCGGUUUUUGUAUGAAGGGGUGGGGGUGAUUCAAUUGUGCUUAUUCCGUGGCGGAACAUGGGGCAAGAUGCGCAAAAUAUUCCUCAGACAGCAUAGCAUCACUCAGCAGCGAGGCGCCAUGACAUGACCCAAUGCCAUCCGUUCGAAUUAUAUCGCCCAAUUUCUCUUUCAUCGUCCACUCGGCAUAUACGAACCGGAGAGAGCUUUUAGCAUGCGUCUGGUAAACCUUGCUAUUUUCACGGGAAGCGAGUCAUUGCCAAUAAUCACUAAAAUAUCGCUGACAGCGCGCUCAGCGCACGUAGUUUCUUUGACUUAUUAGUGCUCGGGGCCAAGAGUCGAUAUGAGCUGUGAUAUUUUCGGGAUCAAGAUAGUAGGAGGGUGGCG